This is a messenger RNA of Papilio machaon (common yellow swallowtail), 1900 nucleotides long. Its product is annotated as ionotropic receptor 75a. Gene Ontology annotation, molecular function: ligand-gated monoatomic ion channel activity. The record is from RefSeq and is a predicted model, not a curated record. Lineage: Eukaryota; Metazoa; Arthropoda; Insecta; Lepidoptera; Papilionidae. Gene Ontology annotation, cellular component: membrane. The transcript is spliced from 10 exons.
UCGAGGUAAGAGCGUUGGCUUCCUGAUAUGUAUUAGAGCCACAUCAGCUGUUGCCUUAACGCCCAUGUGACAAGGGCAGCGGGGCGGCAUGGAUCUGCCGGGCUUCGUGUGCGUCUUCUUCGCGGCCAAGAACGUACACUUGCUCACAGCCUUCCUGUGUUGGAGAUCAGGUGAGGUCGUGGGUAUGUGGCGCGAGUGCGCGGCACGCGGCGUGCGAAUGCGCGUUGUCGGGUGCUGCCGGCUCCCGCCGCUGCCCGCCGCCGGCGCACACCGUGAGGGCGUGCUGAUAGACGUCCAUUGUCCUCAUACUAAAAUGCUGCUCGACAAGGCAUCGGUCGCGCACGCGUUUAAUCACCGGUACUCCUGGCUAUUACUGGACACGGCGGCGUCGGAGGCGAACGGGUCGACGGCUUGUGGAGCGGAAUCAAGGCCGCAGACCAUGUUGGGGACCGCCGCUGUGCUGCCCGACGCGGACGUGGUGUGGGUUACGCGGGCAGCGGCACUCGACGUGUACCGUGUGGCAGUGGGCUGGCCCCUCGUGGGCACCGAACUGCCUUCGCCAAGUGCCUCGGCGCUGGCAGAGUGGACCGCGCUGCCCGCUUCGGCCGCGCGCCGUCGAAACCUUGCCGGCGUGCGCCUCAGCGCGGCCACUGUCGUCAGCCGGCCGCAGCAGUUCUCCGGCUGGACGGACGUGAGCAGCCGCGCGGUGGACACUUUCCCCAAGCUCACCUACCCACUCAUGAUGCUGCUCGCCGAGGACUUGAACUUUCGGUGAGCGUAUAUUGAACCCGUAGAUGCUUACGGCGAGGAGCGCAACGGCACCUUCACCGGGCUGGCUGGCCUACUGGAACGCGGGAUCGACAUCGGCGUCGCCUCCAUGUUCAUGCGUGCGGACCGAUGGCGAGCGCUGCACUACGCCGCCGAGACCGUCGAACUCAAGGGCGCGUUCAUAUUCCGUCAGCCAUCGCAGUCGGCGGUGGCCAACGUGUUCGCGCUGCCGUUCAGCCGCGGAGUGUGGGUAGCGGCCGGUUGCGCGUCGUGCGCGGCGGGCGCGCUGUUGGCGGCGCUGGCAGCGCUGGCACGCGUAGCCGCCGCGCCCGACCCUGCACUCGCCCGCCUUACGCUGCCGGACUGCUUCACCUUCGUCGUCGGCGCCAUCUGUCAGCAAGGGUCGGAGCUGGCGCCGCGGCUGUGGUCGCUACGGCUAGUGAUGUUCUGCGCCCUGCUGUCGUCACUGUUCACAUUCACCUCGUACGCGGCCAAGGUGGUGGCCAUCCUGCAGGCACCUAGCGACACGCUGCAGACCAUCGACGACCUGACCGACUCGCCCUUGGCGCUGGGCGUGCAGGACACCACCUACAAGAAGGUUUACUUCGCCGAGAGCGAGGAGCCCGCGACGCAGCGGCUGUUCCGGCGCAGGCUGGCGCCGCUGGGCGAGCGCGCCUACCUCGGCGUGGCGGAGGGCGUGGCGCGCGUGCGCACCGGACUCUUUGCUUUUCAGGUGGAACAGGGGUCAGGGUACGACGUCAUCAGCAGGACGUUCACGGAGCGCGAGAAGUGCGGCCUCAAGGAGAUCCAGGCCUUUAAGCUGCCCAUGGUGGCCGUGCCCAUCCGCCGCCACUCCGGCUAUCGAGAUCUGGUGGCCUCCAGGUUGCGGUGGCAGCGCGAGGUGGGGCUGAUGUCGCGCGCUCGGCGGCUGUGGAUGGCGGAGGCGCCGCGCUGUGGGGCGGGCGGCGCGGACGCGGCCGGCGUGGGGCUGCGCGACGUGAUGGGGGCGCUGCACGCGCUGCUGGCGGGCGCCGCCGCCGCCUGCGCGCUGUUGUUGGCCGAGCGGCUCGCGCACGCCUCGCGCCUCUCCCGACUACGUAGAGAAAGAACGACGCCAACAUUCAAUAGUUAA